This is a messenger RNA of Rhopilema esculentum, 1713 nucleotides long. The record is from RefSeq and is a predicted model, not a curated record. Lineage: Eukaryota; Metazoa; Cnidaria; Scyphozoa; Rhizostomeae; Rhizostomatidae.
UCUACAAGAAUAUUUUCAGAAGAGACCAUUUGCACUAGAGGCUCGUGCAAGAGUGAGGCAGACUUCGACAAAAUUCGAAAAUACAGCAUGUGAGAGUAUGGUUUUGCCACAAUAGUAUGGUCUCAAGAGAGUGCUAUGGCUGAAUCAAGUCUUAUCAAAACAACAUAUGUGAAGAGAAAGAGCUCAUUCUCAUCUUUAAUUGAAUGUUUGUUUUGUCCAAAAUCAUUCAUCUCUACUGAAAAUGGUGCAAAGAAUCCUGUUCUGGCUCACCUUCUUAAAGAACAUAAAUUUGUCAUCGCAGAAGUCCAGAAUAUAACCAAUUUCCCAAGCUACAUGUACUACUGGAAGAAAAGGCUUGCAGAGGUGCCAAUCACAGAUGUUUGCGCUGUCAUAAAAAGUAACACAAAGGAUGGUGAUUUAGGAGAAACAGAAGAUUUUUAUCUAUUAACAAAUUUUUUGCCAGAAGACAGUGCUUUGAGAGAGCAGUUGAAGGAAGAUGAAAUAGCUUGUAUUUUAGAAGAACAGCAGAAAGAAAGAUCAGACAAAUCUUUCAACCGAAGAUGUUUGUUCUGCAAGCAGCAGUUUAAAGAAAAUAGGAAUGAACUCUUUGAGCAUAUGAUCAAGAAACACGCAUUCAAUAUCGGCAAUCCAGAUAAUAUCGUCCAUGUCAAUGAACUUCUGGACUCUCUUGCCGAUAAGCUAAAAAGUCUAACCUGCUUAUUCUGUAACAAGCAAUUUCAAGAUUGGAACACGUUAAGAGAACACAUGAGAAAGAAAAACCACAAAAGAAUAGACCCAAAAGAUAAAUCAUAUGACAAAUUCUAUCUUAUCAAUUACUUGGAACCAGGGAAGGAUUGGGAAGAACUGCAAGCUGAAUCCGAGGAAGAAGUCGAGAAAGCAGAAGAGGAUUGGAGUGGAUGGAACGAGCAAGUGGAAAGCACCUUUUCUUGCCUGUUUUGUGACUUGUGUUACAAAGACAUGGGAAACAUUUUGAUUCAUAUGCAGGAAGAACAUGACUUCGAUCUCCAAAGUGUUAAAAGGCAGAUGGGCCUAGAUUUCUACCUCCAAGUUAAAGCUGUCAAUUACAUCCGAAGACAGGUUGAGAAAUUGAAGUGCCCAUUUUGCCAGUUGCAAUCUGGAAGUCAAAAAGAGCUGAAUUUGCACAUGGACAAAGAAACCCAUUGUCGUCUGCCGGACGAUAAAACGAUCUGGGACCAGCCCGAAUAUUUUUUUCCCACUCUGGAAAAUGAUGGACUGCUUUGUUUUCUUGACGACGAUAGCAUAGAGGAGGAUGAAAUCACUGUUCUGGAUAACGUCUUACCAGAAGAUGUUCCUGACGUUCAUUGACGUGGUUUUCGCGCGCUCAUAGUGGAUAAUCCUGAGCUUGACAAAAAAAUGGAUUUGAUUCAGGAUUCAAUGGAUUUGAUGCAGGAUUCAAUGGAUUUGAUGCAGGAUUCAAUGGAUUUGAUGCAGGAUUCAAUGGAUUUUAUGCAGGAUUCAAUGGAUUUUAUGCAGGAUUCAAUGGAUUUUGGUGCUGGACAAAGAUUUUGCUUAGAAUUGCUUAGUUGUAGCUUGACAUAUUGCUUAUUUGUGAAAGAUAAGAAGCAUGCAUUAACGUAAGUAUGAAAGGCAUUUAGAAUUUAACGUAAAUCAAGAUAUUGGGGCAGUUAUGCAGAAAAUUAUUAUAAUAUUGAAUGAAUAGCAAGGAAAUCG